Bufo gargarizans (Asiatic toad) is the source of this 1719-nucleotide messenger RNA. It is a transcript of the gene PDHA1, whose product is annotated as pyruvate dehydrogenase E1 subunit alpha 1. The record is from RefSeq and is a predicted model, not a curated record. Lineage: Eukaryota; Metazoa; Chordata; Amphibia; Anura; Bufonidae. The transcript has 12 exons. Gene Ontology annotation, cellular component: intracellular membrane-bounded organelle. The coding region runs from base 161 to 1363 and encodes 400 amino acids. Gene Ontology annotation, molecular function: pyruvate dehydrogenase (acetyl-transferring) activity. Gene Ontology annotation, biological process: pyruvate decarboxylation to acetyl-CoA.
ACGUCGGGGGGUGUGUUGCUGACGUCAAGGUCGCGCCCGGCAGUGUAGGCUAGGCCCCUGGAAGGUUAUUGGCGGCCGAUCAGCUUUUGAGGUCGUCGGUGUGAUCGGACUGAUUCCUUGGCUUGUACAGUGAUCCGGAUCCUCACCUGAGCGGCCGCCCAUGCAAAAGAUGCUGUCCCUACUGUCCCGUGUGCUGCAGGGCUCGGCCCAGAAACCUGUCACUGGAGCAGCUGGCGAGGCUGCCCGUGUUAUUGUGGCGUCACGUAGCUACGCAGACUUUGCAAACGAAGCAACAUUUGAUAUCAAGAAAUGCGACGUUCACCGAUUGGAGGAGGCCCCACCGACCACAGCAGUGCUGACCCGCGAGCAGGGGCUGCAGUACUACAGGACUAUGCAGACCAUCCGGCGCAUGGAACUGAAGUCCGAUCAGCUCUAUAAGCAGAAAAUUAUCCGUGGGUUCUGUCAUCUUUAUGAUGGGCAGGAAGCGUGUUGUGUUGGUCUUGAGGCUUCUAUAAACCCCACAGAUCACCUAAUUACAGCCUACCGGGCGCAUGGAUACACCUAUACCCGCGGGUUGCCUGUAAAGGAGAUCCUGGCAGAGCUUACAGGAAGAAGAGGUGGUUGUGCCAAAGGUAAAGGGGGCUCUAUGCACAUGUACGCCAAGAACUUUUAUGGAGGAAAUGGCAUAGUGGGAGCUCAGGUCCCUCUUGGUGCAGGCAUUGCUUUGGCCUGUAAGUAUUUUGGAAAAAAUGAGAUCUGUUUGGCCUUGUAUGGUGACGGUGCUGCUAAUCAGGGUCAGAUUUUUGAGACAUACAACAUGGCUGCCUUAUGGAAACUGCCCUGUAUCUUCAUUUGUGAAAACAACAGAUAUGGCAUGGGCACCUCUGUGGAGAGGGCUGCGGCCAGUACCGACUACUACAAACGUGGGGACUACAUCCCAGGCCUCAGGGUUGAUGGCAUGGAUGUUCUUUGUGUCAGAGAAGCCACCAAGUUUGCUGCUGAUCACUGCAGAUCUGGAAAGGGCCCUAUUCUGAUGGAGCUGCAGACUUACCGUUACCAUGGACAUAGUAUGAGUGACCCUGGGGUUAGCUACCGAACAAGAGAAGAAAUUCAGGAAGUGAGGAGUAAAAGUGACCCCAUCACCCUGCUGAAGGACAGGAUGCUCAACAAUAACUUGUCCAAUGUAGACGAACUGAAGGAAAUCGACGUUGAAGUGCGAAAGGAAAUUGAGGAGGCUGCUCAGUUUGCCACCACUGACCCAGAGCCUCCUCUAGAGGAACUAGGAUAUCACAUUUAUCGCAAUGAACCUACUUUUGAAGUAAGAGGUGCAAACCCCUGGAUCAAGUACAAGUCUGUCAGCUAAACCUUCCGUUUAGACAUACAGGCAAGCUAUGUCUUCUUUAGUCUGUUACUCCAAGGUCUCUAACAUGAAAACAGUUAUUUCAUUUAACCCUUUCUAACUGUAAGGGGGAUACACGUCAUGUAUCUAUUGCAGACUAUUUUAAUUUAUACAGCUGGGACUUGGGUCUGCCAGUUGCCUUACAGUUUCCAUAUUGAAAGACAACUCCAAGUAGUGGUUAAAUGGCGUUAUGGUAUGUUCCCAUUACUUUUCUGAUUUAUUUAUGGAAGGCUCCCGUUUUUAAGUUUAUCCAGAAGCGAAUCACGUGUCUUACCAUGUAUGCAAUAUUUUGCAGUCAUUAAAAUUGGCCUUGAUGUAAA